Molecule: messenger RNA, 3175 nt
Organism: Engraulis encrasicolus (European anchovy)
Lineage: Eukaryota; Metazoa; Chordata; Actinopteri; Clupeiformes; Engraulidae
Gene: ctps1b
Product: CTP synthase 1b
Exons: 18
Coding region: 183-1946 (587 amino acids)
Biological process (GO): CTP biosynthetic process; pyrimidine nucleobase biosynthetic process
Cellular component (GO): cytoophidium; cytoplasm
Molecular function (GO): identical protein binding; CTP synthase activity
Source: RefSeq, a predicted model, not a curated record
GUUGGUAACUGCUUGCGUGGAUCCCAUUAUUUUGGACUAGAAGAUCUGCGCAGGUGGCGUCGUGGAGUCAUGCAGUUGCGUCACUGCGUCACUUGUCAAAACAGGUUCCUCAGCUUCCAAUCCCACGUGUCUGGUAGUCAAGACGGCCCGGUCGCAUUGACCCAAACUGUCCAGCAGCCACAAUGAAGUACAUUCUGGUCACGGGUGGUGUCAUCUCUGGUAUCGGUAAAGGAAUUAUUGCCAGCAGUGUGGGCACUAUUCUGAAAUCAUGUGGCCUCCAUGUCACCGCCAUUAAGAUCGACCCAUACAUCAAUAUUGAUGCAGGCACAUUUUCACCCUAUGAGCACGGUGAGGUGUUUGUGCUGGAUGAUGGCGGUGAGGUGGACCUGGACUUGGGGAACUAUGAGCGCUUCCUGGAUAUCCGCCUCACCAAAGACAACAACCUGACCACAGGCAAAAUCUACCAGUCCGUCAUCAACAAGGAGAGAAGGGGAGAUUACCUGGGUAAAACGGUUCAAGUUGUGCCCCACAUCACGGAUGCCAUCCAGGAGUGGGUCAUGAGACAGGCCAAAGUGUGUGUGGACGACGAUGGAGUGGAGCCGCAAGUCUGUGUUAUUGAGCUUGGGGGCACUGUAGGGGACAUUGAGAGCAUGCCGUUCAUCGAGGCCUUCAGGCAGUUCCAGUUCAAGGUCCGGAGGGAGAACUUCUGCAACAUCCACGUCAGUCUUGUCCCUCAGCCCAGCACCACAGGGGAACAGAAGACCAAGCCGACCCAGAACAGUGUACGGGAGCUGCGGGGGCUAGGCCUGUCCCCAGACCUGAUUGUGUGCCGGUGUACCACAGUUCUGGACUCUGCCGUCAAGGAGAAGAUCUCCAUGUUCUGCCAUGUGGAGCCAGAGCAGGUGAUCUGUGUCCAUGACGUGUCGUCCAUCUACCGCGUGCCACUGCUGCUGGAGGACCAGGGCAUCAUGGGAUACUUCUGCUCACGCCUCAACCUGGCCGUCGACAUGCGGCCCCGCAGACUGCUCACCAAGUGGAAGGAGAUGUCCGACAGGUCAGACCGGCUCCUGGAGCACUGCUCCAUCGCCCUGGUGGGGAAGUACACCAAGCUGUCGGACUCCUACGCCUCCGUCAUCAAGGCCCUGGAGCACUCCGCCCUCGCCAUCAACCACAAGCUGGAGGUCAAGUACAUAGACUCUGCAGACCUGGAGGAGUCUACAUUGGAAGCAGAUCCAGUAAAGUACCACGAGGCCUGGCAGAAGCUCUGCAGCUCAGAUGGGAUCCUAGUGCCAGGUGGCUUUGGUGUGCGUGGCACAGAGGGCAAGAUCCAAGCCAUCAACUGGGCCAGGAAACAGAAGAAGCCAUUUUUAGGGGUGUGCUUAGGCAUGCAGCUGGCCGUGUGCGAGUUUGCCAGGAAUGUGCUUGGCUGGCAAGAUGCCAACUCCACUGAAUUUUCCCCAGACAGCAAGCAUCCAGUGGUGAUUGACAUGCCGGAGCACAACCCAGGCCAGAUGGGAGGCACGAUGAGACUGGGCAAGAGGAGAACCAUGUUCAGGACCACCAGCAGCGUUUUACGGAAGCUGUACGGAGACGCUGAGCAUGUCGAUGAAAGGCACAGGCAUCGCUUUGAGGUUAAUCCAGACUUGAAGCACCAUUUCGAAGAGAAAGGCCUGCGUUUUGUGGGCCAGGACACAGAAGGGGAACGCAUGGAGGUGAUCGAGCUGGAAGAGCACCCCUACUUCGUGGGCGUGCAGUACCACCCAGAGUUCACGUCUCGGCCCAUCAAGCCCUCGCCACCCUACUUCGGCCUCCUGCUGGCCGCCGUGGGGAAGCUGCAGAGCUACCUGCAGAGGGGGUGCCGCCUCUCACCCAGGGACACAUAUAGUGACCACAGUGGGAGCAGCACACCAGACUCUGAGAUGUCCGAGUUGCGCUUCACCUCGUAAUGUCUGACCACAGGUGUGACUUUCCUACACAGUCUUCCCAUCCCAGGCCUUCUGCACCAUGUGCCUCAGCAUGUGAACUGUGGUUGAAUGUGAAAGGGCCAUUCUUUGAUUGUGUAGUUCAUGGCAUCGGAGGGUCCGCUGCAUUGAGUGCAGUUUUCAUGCAUGGAGUAUUCUGAUUUCAGAUGCUAUAUUUUCAGUAUUCUGUUUAAGAGGGUGUUAACGCGUAUAUGGAUAUUCUUUGAAAACAUGUAAAUCGUUCAAAACUUCGAUAUUAAAAAUAUAUAUAUUUUACAGGGCUAAAAUACACCCAUCACAAUAGAUGUUUUAUUUUUAAUCAGAUGUCAUGUUAAUACGUAAACAGAUAAGUAAAUAUCUGUAUUUAAAAAUAUCCACAUAUGUUUAAUAAGUACCUAAAACACGUUCCGGAGUAUUCUGCUAGCGAGUGAAACGCCAUUCUACAAACGUGCGGAAUAUUCGGAAUGAGUUAACAAGACUCACAAGCAAACGGAAUACUGAUUCACCAUUCCGUUUUAAAUCAGAGUAUUCUUCACAUGUAACUGUCUCACUGUGUUGUCUCCUUCAUAGCACACUAGGUAGUGAACGAGUGAAUGUUUCAGAUGCACCUAAGGCUACUGUUCUCAAGGCCAGAGCACACACCUUGUGUCACUUUAGGAGGUCAAAAGGGAAAUCCUGAGCUUUUUUUUUUUUUUUUUAAUUGCACUAGAUAGAUAAGCCACAAGGAAUGCACCACUUUAAAAAUGAAGGGAGAAUUUACAAUCAUUCAUUAUACAAUAUCACUACUUUUGUCUUCCACGUUUUCCACACUUUUCAUGUUUGUUACAAUAUUGUAUAUGGGCAUACUAUAUACACUUGUAUUGACAUCCCUUAUGUAUUUGUGUGUGUGUAUUCAAUUUGUAAUAAGUUAUGAACCGUUACCUUUUAUGAACAUCAUGAAUGUAACUGCCUUUUUAUCACUUUGAUUUGACUAUUUUUAUUAUAAUGGGGAAUGAGGAAAUGUGAUGAACAUAUAUUUUUUUAUUGUUUGGGAGAUGACUGUUGUUGCAUUGAUUUUAUUUGAAUCAAGAAUGAAGUUAUAUUGAUAAUAAUUUUAAAAAAAUGAAACAGGUUAACAGAUAUGUGAAGCAGUAAGGUGUCUCUAAAUAUUGUAAUGUCAAAUGUCGCAAAAAUAAAUGAAAAUACUAAUAAAUAAAAAAACUUUUGUUACCAUA